CAGCAUUGAUCAACCUGGAAAAGAAAAAUAAAAAUGAAUGACGCUGAUGUUUCCAGGCAGAUUCAGCAGAUGGUGCGGUUCAUCCGCCAGGAAGCGGAGGAGAAGGCUAAUGAGAUCUCUGUCUCCGCUGAGGAGGAAUUUAACAUAGAGAAAUUGCAACUGGUAGAAGCUGAGAAGAAAAAGAUCAAACAGGAUUAUGAACGAAAGACAAAGCAAGUCGAUGUGCGAAGGAAAAUUGAAUAUUCAACUCAAUUGAAUGCCGCUCGAAUAAAAGUUCUCCAGGUGCAGGAUGAUUUGGUGAAAGCCAUGAAAGAAUCUGCUUCUAAGGAGCUUGCCCGUCUUUUCAAUGACAAGAAGGCUUACCGAAAGCUUCUAAAAAGCUUGAUUAUUCAGAGUAUGAUCAGUCUAAGGGAGCCGGCGAUAAUGCUGAGGUGCAGAGAGAUAGACUUAAAAGUGGUUGAGGCACUUAUGGAAGAAGUGAAAAAAGAAUACACUGAUAAGGCCAAAGUAGCAGUUCCCACUAUCACUAUUGACACUAAAGUGCACCUCCCACCACCACCAAGCAGUGAAGAUUCACAUGCUCCUUCUUGUUCUGGUGGGGUAGUUGUGGCUUCGCAAGAUGGGAAGAUAGUGUGUGAGAAUACUUUAGAUCACAGAUUGGAAAUUGCUUUUCAAAAAAAACUGCCUGAGAUCAGGAAGCGCCUUCUGGGAAAAGUGGGUGCAUGACUGCUGGUCUUUAGAUCCAAAGAUUCCUUCUUCAAGAAGCAAUGCGUCUCUUUUUAUCAGUUUUUGUAGCUCUGUAGGGGCUUAAUCCUGUGAUUUGAUUUCCAAUAGUCUAUGAAAUAAAGCAGACUUUGGUUUCUUUC
This is a messenger RNA of Mangifera indica (mango), 866 nucleotides long. RefSeq names its product V-type proton ATPase subunit E2-like. Gene Ontology annotation, biological process: proton transmembrane transport. The record is from RefSeq and is a predicted model, not a curated record. Gene Ontology annotation, molecular function: proton-transporting ATPase activity, rotational mechanism. The transcript has 6 exons. The coding region runs from base 34 to 726 and encodes 230 amino acids. NCBI's taxonomy places the organism in Eukaryota, Viridiplantae, Streptophyta, Magnoliopsida, Sapindales, Anacardiaceae. Gene Ontology annotation, cellular component: proton-transporting two-sector ATPase complex, catalytic domain.